This is a messenger RNA of Lactuca saligna, 2389 nucleotides long. The record is from the annotation of a GenBank genome assembly. NCBI's taxonomy places the organism in Eukaryota, Viridiplantae, Streptophyta, Magnoliopsida, Asterales, Asteraceae.
AAUGAUUUAUGUUUUGAAGAAUCCUCUAAAAGACCAUAUCCUUCUAAUCAAUCAUUCCCUUCGGUUUCUAAUGUAAAUUCACAACCUACAACUACUCCAAUUACAAUUGUUGAAUUGAAAGAUCUUCCAAGAGACCUGGGUGUUAGACCAAAGAUUACAAGUUACAAUCCAAAUCAAAGAGAUGAAAUAAGGAGGGCAUAUUUGCUUCAAGGACCUUGUCGACCAAGUGGUCAUACAUUCCCUUCAAAGAAAAUAGGUUCAAAAGAAAGACGUUUUGUUAUUAAGUGGUUUGAUGACUUUGAUUGGUUAGAAUAUAGCAUAAAAGAGAACAAAGCAUUUUGUUUAUUUUGCUAUGUAUGUGGAAACAUGUUGGGAAAACAACAUAAGAGAGAUGCAUUUGUUUCACAAGGUUUUGAUCGUUAGAAUAAAAGACAGUCAUUAAGAGAUCAUAUGGGUGGUAUUGAUAGUUUUCAUGACAAAGCAAAAGAAAAUUGUGAAUUUUUAUUGAAAGAAAAACAAUCUAUUAGUGCAGCCUUCAAGAAGCAAACCAAGAUUGAGGAGAGUAAUUAUAAACUUCGUUUAGGUGCUUCAAUUUGGUGUUGUAAAUUUUUAUUGAAAAAUGGUUUACCAUUUCGGGUUCAUGAUGAGUCGAGUGACUCUCUUAAUAGAGGGCUUUUCAUGGAGUUAUUAUCUUUCUUAAGAGACCAUAAUGAAGGCAUUCACAAUGUUACCUUAGAAAAUGCUCCUCAAGAUAAUCAAGUGACGUGCUCGAGGACUCAAAAGCAAAUUGUUGAAUGCUUUUCAACAGAUAUAGUUGUAGAUAUUUGCAAAGAAAUUGGUAAAGAUGUGUUUUCUUUAUUGGUUGAUGAAUCUAGGGAUGUAUCAAAAAAAGAACAAAUGACCAUAGUUUUGUGGUAUGUCGACAAUUUUGGAGUAAUAAAGGAAAGAUUCAUUGGAGUGGUGCAUGUGAAGGAUACAUCCUCUUUGACUCCUAAAGCUGCCAUAGAUGAUGUUUUUACUCGUAAAAGUUUGAGUGUGUCCCAGGUAAGAGGACAAGGUUACGAUGGGGCAAGCAAUAUGCGAAGGGCAUUUAAUUGUCUAAAAGCUUUGAUUUUACAAGAAAAUGAUUCAGUGCAUUAUGUGCAUUGCUUUCCACACCAACUUCAGUUAGUUAUUGUGGGUGUAGCAAAGAAGCAUGAUGGUGUGGACGAUUUCUUUGAGCAACUUUCUUUGGUGGUUAAUGUGGUAGCUGGAUCAUGUAAAAGACAAGACAUGCUACGGGAAAGUCAAAGAUAAAGGGUGCAAUUGUCAAUUGGAAAUGGUGAACUUGCAACUGGAAGAGGGUUAAAUCAAGAGAGCUCGCUUAUUCGAGUGGGAGAUACAAGAUGGGGUUCACAUUUCAAAACCAUCACAAGUUUGAUGAACUUAUUUUCGGAGGUUCGUCAUGUUCUUGUUUAUGUCGAAGAGGAAGGAUCCACUUUAAGUAACCGAAAUCAAGCAUUUGGUAUCUUAAAAUAUUUCAAGACAUUAGAUUUCGUGUUAUACUUACAUUUUAUGCAUGAAAUUUUACAUCUCACAAACGUAUUCUCAAAGCAUCUUCAAAAAAAUGAUCAAGAUAUAUUAUAAGCGGCUUCUUUGGUUAGAGGGACAAUGGACGCAUUGAUGUCUUUGAGAGACACGAGGUUUGCCAAACUUUUAUCAAAGGUAUUCUCUUUUUGUCAAAAACGUGAUAUUAAUAUUGUGGAGAUGACGGAAAAUUAUGUCACAUCAAGAGGCCGUAAGACUAAAGUUACGAAUCAAUUUCAAUUUGAAGUUGAAAUUUUCAACACCGUCAUGGAUAUGCAAAUUAUAGAAUUCGGGGACCGAUUUAGUGAAUUUAGCACCCGAUUACUAGAAUACAUGGGGGCUUUGAGUCCAUGUGAUUCAUUUGCUAAAUUUGACAAAACAAAGUAGUUAAAGUUGAUGGAGUUGUACAAAAAAGAUUUUGAUGAUGUGGAGAGGAUGUAACUUGAUGGUGAACUUGAAAUAUACUAUCACACUUUACAUAAAGAUGACUGGUUCCCUAGUUUGCAAGGAAUUUCCGACAUUUCUUGUUUGAUGGUGGAAACGGGAAAACAUCGAUCGUAUCCUAUGGUUUAUAGGUUUUUGAAGUUGGUUUUGGUUUUACCCGUUGCAACCGCAACAGUCGAAAGAUGUUUUCAGCAAUGAAGUUGUUAAAGACGGAUUUGCGUAACAAAAUAGGUGAUGAUUUUUUGAAUGAUGUCAUGAUUUCUUAUGUUAAAAAAGAAGCACUUAUGAAAGUGAAGAUCGAAGAUGUAAUGGAUCGGUUUCAAAAAAUAUGUACCCAUAGAUGUCAAAUUUAAAUAUUAAGAUAUAAUGGAUCGGUUUG